UGUGUCCCGGCGGCCCCUGCGGCUCGCGGUGGGGCGGGAAAUGUCCGGCCGUCCCAGCCCCUUGCCCCGCACCCGGAGCCCAGUGGGGUCGGUGUCCCCGGCCCGCGCUGCGCCGGGAAGGCGAUGGCGCCGGCGGUAUCGAAGCUAAGGGCCGAGGCCGACGUCGGGGCAUUCCCGCGGCGGGCGCUCGCCCAGUACCUGCGCCUCCUGCGGCUCUACCCGGUGCUCACCAAGGCGACCACCAGUGGCAUUUUGUCAGCACUUGGGAACUUCCUGGCCCAGUUGAUUGAGAAGAAUCAGGAAAAAGAAGACUGCUCUCAAAAGCUAGAUGUCAGAGGGCCUCUCAGAUAUGCCAUUUACAGGUUCUUUUUCACAGGGCCGCUGGGUCACUCCUUCCACCUCUUCGGGGACUGGAUCCCUCCCGAGGCCCCCUCGGCAGGCGUCACGAGGCUGCUGCUGGGCCGCCUCCUCUUCGCACCCGCCUUCCUGUCAUCGUUCUUCCUCAUCGUGAACUCCCUGGAGGGGAAGGACGCGGCCGCCUUCACUGCGAAGAUGAAGAGAGGAUUCUGGCCGGCGCUGCAGAUGAACUGGCGAGUCUGGACUCCAGUGCAGUUUAUUAACGUCAACUAAGUCCCUUUGCAAGUAAGGCCAGCCCGGCACCGCGGGGCCAGAGAGGGGCUUCGAGCUCCCCCAAAGCCCACCCCCGCCAGCCGUCUUUUUCUCGAGCCUCAGGGUCACCCCAAGUUCCGGAUUCCUCCUGGGGCUUUCCUCUUCGCCCGGAAUCGUUACCGGUCUGGAUUCUGGCAGGCAAAGUGACAUAGAAGGAGGGGCCUCCCAAGCGGCGUCCACGCUGCGCCCUUUCCUCCCGGGCAGCGCUCGGCUUUCUAGGGCUGGAUUGCAGCCCGCACCCACGAAGCUGCGGGAGGGCAGCCUCCCCUGCAGGGACGUCAGGGCCACAGCGGGGCGGGGCAAGGGGCUCUGAGCUGAGGGUCGGAGCGUCUGGGUGGGGAACCUCUGCAAGCGGGACCGCAGGCCGCAGGCAGGCUGCGGUGAGGCCGCCCUCCGGUUUGCUGAAGGGCCUGCCGGUGUCCACUGCCUCCACACGCAGUACAGCCCAUCUGUGUCUGGGUCCCAAGACCACUGCCGGGUGGACGGGCUCACAGCCUAAGUUUAUGAGGGCCACGCAGCCAGGAUGCACAGCUGGAUCCUGGGAAUCCAUUGCUGGCAUCCUGUGCUCCCUCCCUCCCUCCCCUGAGGACCACACAGAGCAAGCCCUCACCCACCCGCAAAACGCAGGCACGUGGCGUUUCUGCCCAGGGUUUAAUGGGGGCUGGACACAUGGGCACUGCCCCCUGCACCAGAGUUCCCUACACCCCGGGAGGAAAGGCAGGAACCCCACAUGAAAUCCAAGUUCCCAGACACCAGCCGAGCACCAGCCUCUCAAACAGGCCUUUCCAGGGAUUCCCAGGCCUCAGGCCUGCUGUGUUAACCCUUUUCUGCACACCAUUUAAGUAACCUACCUGAAACUAGCUCAUACAGGCUGAUUUCCAUCCUGCUUUAGGGAGAGGAGAGAAAGAGACCUGGGGCAGGAGCCCCCUUGGGAAAGAGGUACCUUGCAAGGGUGGGAAGAGGGAGGGGACGGGCUUGGUAAUCACACACACACCCCCCAAGGGGUAGCAGAAAACCAGAGGCAGCGAUGGACAGCAAUAGCUGAUGCUGCAGGAAGUUAAAUCAAAAUAAAAAUCGGAAUGUUUC
This is a messenger RNA of Orcinus orca (killer whale), 1755 nucleotides long. RefSeq names its product peroxisomal membrane protein 2 (gene PXMP2). Gene Ontology annotation, cellular component: membrane; cytoplasm. The record is from RefSeq and is a predicted model, not a curated record. Lineage: Eukaryota; Metazoa; Chordata; Mammalia; Artiodactyla; Delphinidae.